Molecule: messenger RNA, 2325 nt
Organism: Musa acuminata AAA Group (dessert banana)
Lineage: Eukaryota; Viridiplantae; Streptophyta; Magnoliopsida; Zingiberales; Musaceae
Product: probable serine/threonine-protein kinase PBL7
Exons: 9
Coding region: 946-2115 (389 amino acids)
Biological process (GO): protein phosphorylation
Molecular function (GO): protein kinase activity; ATP binding
Source: RefSeq, a predicted model, not a curated record
AACCAAACAAAUGCCUGUCUCGCUGCUAUCUUCGUCUCCCACGCUCGCCCCCAACUUCGCCUCCGACCUCUCCAAAUCUGUCUCUCAUCCGCCUCCGAGCCAUCUUGGAUCCAUGGAUUAUUCUUCUCGAGAUCCCUCUCUUCUUCCUCCUCUGCCACCAUCAAUCCCGUCCCGACGAAGAAGAGGAGGCCGAUGCCGCGAAGACUGCCCCUCCGCCGCCGUGGCAGCGACGGGCGGAGGCCUGAGCCCAGGACGCCGGCCCAUGUGAUUGAUAGAUGGUGGGCGAUGGGACCUGCCCUUCUUCCCAUGUCAAUACAAUCACUCCCUCAAGCUGCCGAUCAUUACAACAAGUUGCGAUCUCCAGUACUGGAGAUUCAGAUUCAUGUGCAUUUCAAUUAUGCUGGCAGAUGUAGUUUGCCGGAGUUUUAUUACGUUUGUAUGCAAGCCUAUUCAAAUAGAAAGCACACGCCGUGCCUUCUUUCAGGACUUUAUACUCGAUACCAAAGCAGGAUUGAUCAGCACAAGUUGCUGCUCGGAUCUGAGGAGCGAACGACCAUGGCGAAAUUAGAGAUUGAUAGAAUUCGUUGCCGAGCAAGCUUUGGGUUCCGCUACCAGGAAACCUACGUACUCAGUGAGUGCCUCGAGGUUGUGAAGUCGAGUCUCUAAAUGCUUUAGGAUUUGUUUCAGAAACAAGUGAAAUGAACCCAACCACACUUUGGCUUCCUUGGAAACAACACCAAAUUGAACUUGCCGCAUCUACUGAUCCCGAGAACACAAGGAAAUCGCUAGCGUUCAAAUCUCGCUUAGCAUCAGCUUCAGAAAAUUUUCGUCCUUUGCACAUCCUCUGCCGUCUAGACUCCAAAUGCAGCCCAAUUCGCUGCGCAAAACCCAGUUUUUAGAUCUCAUUUGAUGUAGGGAAGUUAUCUCUUACUCCUGAGGAAGGGAAUGGAGGGAGAAUAUCGAAGAGAUCAGAGCAUAUCUCUACUGAUCAUCGUAGUCGUCGCCGUCCUGUCUCUCGUCUCCCUUACCCUCGCCUUCAGCUAUUACUGCUACAUUAGCAACAAAGUUGCCAAGCACCUCGAGUCCCUCAGCAAAUCGCCGAAGGAGGAGAGGGAAAAGGCGGCGCCUUUGAGCGGCAGUCGCAGCGGCGAAGAAGCGCCGGUGGUUGUGAGUGAGAGAGGUGUGCAGGUGUUCACAUACAAGCAGCUCCACUCCGCCACCGCGGGGUUCGGGAAGGGAAAUGUGGUGAGCCAUGGAAGCUCUGGGGCCGUGUACAGGGGAGUGCUCGCCGACGGGCGCGAGGUUGCCGUGAAGAUCAUGGGCCGGCCCGGGAUGCCGGGGGAGGAGGAGUUCAAGUUGGAGGUGGAGUUGCUGACGCACCUUCGUUCCCCAUAUCUGCUGAUGCUGAUAGGGCACUGCUCGGAUGGCGGCCACCGCAUUUUGGUGUAUGAGUUCAUGGCUAACGGUGGCCUUCAGGAACAUCUGUAUCCUCGAGGAGAAUUUGGCACUACAGGUUAUUGUGGUGGAACUUCGAAAUUGGACUGGCAAACUCGACUCAGGAUAGCCCUUGAAGCUGCGAAAGGUUUGGAGUACCUUCAUGAGCAUGUCACUCCGCCUGUCAUUCAUAGAGACUUCAAAACCAGAAAUAUUCUUCUGGACCAAAAAUUCCAUGCCAAAGUUUCAUAUUUUGGCUUGGCAAAGCUUGGAUCUGAGAUAGCUGGAGGCCAUGUUUCCAAACGCGUUUUAGGCACACAGGGAUACGUUGCCUCAGAGUAUGCUUUAACUGGGAAUUUGACUACCAAAUCAGAUGUAUACAGUUAUGGAGUUGUUCUAUUGGAGCUGCUAACCGGUCGAGUUCCAGUGGAUAUGACUAGGCCUCCCGGGGAAGGUGUUCUUGUAUCGUGGGCUCUGCCUUUGCUCAGUGACAGAGAAAAUAUUGUUCAGAUCAUGGAUCCUGCGUUGGAAGGCCAGUAUUCUGUGAAGGAUGCUGUUCAGGUUGCUGCCAUUGCAGCCAUGUGCGUGCAGGCAGAAGCUGAUUACAGGCCUUUAAUGGCUGAUGUGGUCCACUCACUCCUUCCUCUCGUGAGGAAGAGAUCAUCUGCCAAACACUUCUGAGUAUUUGUGAGCCAAUUCCUUUAGUGGAAUCCUAAGCCAAAUCUUUGUCAUGUCUUGCUUCUAGUUUAAGUUAGAACCCUCCUCGGCAUCCAAGUCUUUGUUUAACCUCAAACCUGAGUUGCUGAGCAAUUGAGAUCCAUUUAGCUGUACGCAAGUAUUUGUUUAACCUCAAACCUGAGUUGAUGAGCAAUUGAGAUCCAUUUAGCUGUA